AUGCCACAGCAACAGCUCAAGCUCUCUACCGACACGGAGGGGAAAUCAUUGGGGCUGAAGAAUCCCGCGACUGGCACUUCCACUUCAAGCAAACACAGCCGAAACAUCAAGGAUGAUGGGCGUGCGAGUCUGAAUGGGUCCGAGAACGGAGCAAAAGCACAAACUGGAGAGGGUAGAGGUCUCAAGCGAUCUCCACCCGAUGGCGACGGAGCUGCGUUUCCAAAAUCCAAAAAGCACAAGAAUGCGUAUGAGAUCAAGGGCAAAAUAGCUACGGUGGAGGAUGCUGCGAGCAUGGACGAGCGUCCGCCUAUGGUCCGGCUACAUCAGGCGCUCAAGGUACAGGUGGACAGCAACCAAAAUACUGAAAGGGGCGAGAGUGUGGUCUAUUGGAUGAGGAUGGAAGAUAUGCGUAUCGAAGACAAUACUGCCCUACGAAGAGCUUCGGAAAAGGCCAAAUUGCUCGGCGUACCUCUGCUUACACUCUUUGUCAUAAGCCCGGGUGAUUAUGAAUGGCAUGACAGAAGCUCGAGGCGGAUCGAUUUUAUGCUUCGGAAUCUUCGUUAUGUCCAGCGUCAACUCGACAAUUUGGAUAUUCCGCUCGUGAUCAAGUUUUGCGACAAGCGGUUGGCUAUUCCCCGGCAAGUCAUCAAGAACGUCCUUCCGUCACUGUCGUCCCAUCAUCUUUUUGGCAACAUCGAGUACGAAGUGGACGAGCUCGUUCGGGAUAUCAGGACGGUAGAGUUGGGCACGGAGAAUGGUACAGAGGUAAAGAUGUAUCAUGAUCGACUCGCUGUACCGCCGGGCAAGAUAUUCACGAAAGCAGGCAAGCCCAUGUCUGUUUACAGCCCCUGGCAGAGAGUAUGGGCCAGGGUACUGGAAGAAGAACCGCAGCAUCUCGACAUGUCACCGUUACCCGACGCCAACGACGCGAGCAUCCGUGACAAUGCUCAGUUCUCUCAGCUUUUCCACACCCAAGUUCCGGACAGUGUCGCCAAGUUUGAGUGCAAAGAUGCGGAUUUUAUGGCUCAAAUAUGGCCAGAAGGCAUCGAUGCUGCUAAAGAGUUUCUUGAUCGAUUCUUGCAUACCAAAGCCCAAAAGUCCCAAUUCCAAGAUACUUCUCCUUUGGCAUCCAAGGUUGAGCCAGACGACAAAAAUGCCCGGGUCCAGAAUUAUACGACAGGGAGGAAUCUUGUCGACGGUGAUAAUAGCUCAAAGCUCAGUCCAUAUCUUGCGAGCGGUGUCAUCAGCGUACGUCAGGUCUUGAACACUGUGAAAAAGCUUUGUCCGGGUGGCAAGUUGGAGAGUGGGAGGGAUACGGGGAUCGGCAUGUGGGUGCAAGAAGUUGCUUGGAGGGAUUUCUACAACCAGGUCAUGACGAGUUCACCCCGUGUUUCCAUGGGCAGACCAUUUCAGGAGAGAUACGCCGACGUACAAUGGGAAACGUCCGAGGCCAACUUGCAAGCCUGGAAAGACGGAAAGACUGGUUAUCCUAUAGUCGACGCGGCGAUGCGAGCGUGCAAGGCCCGGGGUUGGAUGGAGAAUCGGGUUCGGAUGGUGGCCGCGUGCUUUCUGGUCAAGGAUCUCAUGUUGGAUUGGCGUUUGGGAGAACGCCAUUUCAUGAAGAGUUUCAUAGACGGAGAUUUAGCUGCCAAUAACGGUGGCUGGCAAUGGGUGGCCAGUACCGGGACUGACCCUCAACCUUACUUUAGGAUAUUCAACAGCAUCACGCAGUCAGAAAAGUGCGACCCCGACGGGACUUAUAUCCGUCAUUGGGUUCCAGAGCUCAAGAACAUCAAGGGUAAGGCGAUCCAUGAUCCCUACCACCACAUGUCCUCCAGAGAAUUCGUCAAGUUGGGAUACCCCGCGCCGAUCGUUGACCACAAGAAGGCGCGAGAGCGAGCCCUGUUUAGGUACAAGCAUGUCGGGGAGAUUGAAGAGUAG
This is a messenger RNA of Cryptococcus wingfieldii CBS 7118, 1941 nucleotides long. RefSeq lists its product as hypothetical. Gene Ontology annotation, molecular function: DNA binding; FAD binding. The transcript is spliced from 9 exons. Gene Ontology annotation, biological process: circadian regulation of gene expression; entrainment of circadian clock by photoperiod. Bases 1 to 1941 code for a protein of 646 amino acids. The record is from RefSeq and is a predicted model, not a curated record. Lineage: Eukaryota; Fungi; Basidiomycota; Tremellomycetes; Tremellales; Cryptococcaceae. Gene Ontology annotation, cellular component: cytoplasm; nucleus.